Molecule: messenger RNA, 1636 nt
Organism: Phymastichus coffea
Lineage: Eukaryota; Metazoa; Arthropoda; Insecta; Hymenoptera; Eulophidae
Gene: Acat1
Product: acetyl-CoA acetyltransferase, mitochondrial
Exons: 8
Coding region: 229-1461 (410 amino acids)
Biological process (GO): fatty acid beta-oxidation
Molecular function (GO): acetyl-CoA C-acetyltransferase activity
Source: RefSeq, a predicted model, not a curated record
AAGUGGCGCCAUCACCAUAGAAGUUUUUUUUUAUUUUUGAGACGUGAUUGCGUGAUAUCAUAGUGGCAACGUGGGAGAGACAAAGCAAGUGGUUCUUUGGAUUUUUUAUAUGUGGCAUGUGGACGUGAUAUACAAAUAAAAUAAUAAGUUACUUAUGUCAGUGCUUUAGUAAUAAUCGCAGGAGUCUCAUUGGAAGGUUUGGUGUAAAGAAGAACAUUAAAGUUCAACAUGAUUUCGUUAAAUAAAGUUACAGUUUUACCUAAGAGGUUCUACGGUUCCAAAGUAAAACUGAAUGAUGUUGUUAUUGUCAGUGCUGCUAGGACUCCAAUGGGAUCCUUCCUUGGAUCUCUUUCAUCUUUGUCUGCAACUAAACUUGGUGCUGUAGCAAUCCAGGCUGCUAUUGAAAGAGCUGGAAUUGCUAAGGAGCAAGUAAAAGAGGUUUACAUGGGUAAUGUCUGCCAAGGAUUUCUGGGACAAGCUCCUGCUAGGCAAUCUACAUUAUUUGCAGGUCUUCCAAAAUCAACUAUCUGUACAACCAUCAACAAGGUAUGUGCAAGUGGUAUGAAGAGUGUCAUGUUAGGUGCGCAAGCUUUACAAUGUGGGCAUCAGGAUAUUGUUCUUGCUGGUGGUAUGGAAUCUAUGUCUAAUGUUCCAUAUUACAUGAAACGUGGUGAGACACCUUAUGGAGGUGUUAAGCUUGAGGAUGGCAUUGUAUUUGAUGGAUUGACUGAUGUGUACCACAAAUUUCACAUGGGUAACUGUGCAGAGAAUACUGCUAAAAAAUUACAAAUUACUCGUGAACUACAAGAUGAAUAUGCAAUCAACAGUUACAAGCGAAGUGCUGCUGCUUAUGAACAGAAUAUGUUCAAAGAUGAAUUAGUGUCUGUAAAUGUUCCUCAAAAAAAGGGCAAACCAGAUAUUAUUUUCAGUGUAGAUGAGGAAUACAAGAGAGUGAAUUUUGAAAAGUUUAACAAACUAUCAACAGUCUUCCAGAAAGAAAAUGGAACUGUAACUGCAGGAAAUGCCUCUACUUUAAAUGAUGGCGCAGCUGCUCUCAUAUUGACUACUACCGACAAUGCUCAAAAAUUGAAUUUGAAACCUUUGGCCAGAAUUGCUGGUUUUCAAGAUUCUGCCACUGAACCAAUUGAUUUUCCAAUUGCUCCAUCUCUAGGUAUUCCAGCUUUGUUGAAAAAUGCUGGAAUCAACAAAAAUGACGUAGCAUUGUGGGAAAUAAAUGAAGCUUUCAGUGUUGUUGUUGUUGCUAAUCAAAAAUUGUUGGAUAUUGAUCCUGCUAAAAUAAAUAUACAUGGUGGAGCUGUAUCGUUAGGACAUCCUAUUGGAAUGUCUGGGGCAAGAAUUAUUGUACACUUAGUACAUGCUUUGAAAGCAGGCGAGAAAGGUGUAGCAUCUAUUUGUAAUGGAGGUGGUGGUGCAUCUUCAAUUUUAAUUGAAAAACUGUAAGUUAGUUUUCAGAUUCAAGUUCUAAUUACGUGUGCAAAUUAAAAUAAUAUUUACAAGAAAUUGAGCAACGUAAUUUUAUAAUGCAUUUUAUUGUGAUAAGACAGUUUCAUACUAAGCUCUUUAUUUUAUACAACUAUUGGAUGUUAUUUUUGUAUUCAUGUUUUAUAUUUUAUAU